This is a messenger RNA of Laccaria bicolor S238N-H82, 216 nucleotides long. RefSeq lists its product as uncharacterized. Bases 1 to 216 code for a protein of 71 amino acids. Lineage: Eukaryota; Fungi; Basidiomycota; Agaricomycetes; Agaricales; Hydnangiaceae. The record is from RefSeq and is a predicted model, not a curated record. The transcript has a single exon.
AUGGUCAUUGAUUAUGCCAUCGAGGUUGCUUCUUGUGGAUUCCCACUCAGCCACAGACGGCUCAAGGACCAUGUCGACAGCAUUUGCCAUGCGCGGCUAGGAAGGAAGUUUCCCGCUUCUGGAGUAGGCAAAAACUGGACUAGCCGUUUCAUCAGUAAGCACUCUGAUCGGCUCAGCACCUACUGGACUCACAAUCUUGAUGAAAAACGGGGAUGA